Messenger RNA from Galleria mellonella (greater wax moth), 4037 nucleotides. RefSeq names its product cAMP-dependent protein kinase type I regulatory subunit (gene Pka-R1). NCBI's taxonomy places the organism in Eukaryota, Metazoa, Arthropoda, Insecta, Lepidoptera, Pyralidae. The record is from RefSeq and is a predicted model, not a curated record. The transcript is spliced from 7 exons. Gene Ontology annotation, cellular component: cAMP-dependent protein kinase complex. Gene Ontology annotation, molecular function: cAMP-dependent protein kinase regulator activity. Gene Ontology annotation, biological process: regulation of protein phosphorylation. Bases 202 to 1320 code for a protein of 372 amino acids.
UGUCGCCCUCGUCUAUUUUUAAGACAUUCAUUUGUCCUUUUCUCCUUUGCUCUAAGUUUUUUAAUUAGUUAAAAAUGGAGUAAAUAUAAAUAUUUAUUAAAAUUUAGUAUAUCAAUAAAAAAAUGUUUAAAAUAUGAACUCGUAAAUAGAGAACAUAGAGUUAAAAAAUAUCUACAUCUGGAUAACAAAUGUGAAACAGAAAUGGAAGAAGAACAGUGUUUACUUGACUAUGCUAGUUAUUUUCAGAACCAUAAUAUUCAGUUAUUACUUAAGGAUUGCAUUGUCCAGUUAUGUGUAAAUAAACCAGAAAAUCCAGUUACAUUUUUGCGUCAAUAUUUUCAAAAAUUAGAAAGGGAUCAGGUUAAAGCAGCCGCAGCUGCCGCCGCGGCUUCUGAGGGUGAAGCCGAUGGAGAAUUAUCACCCUUACCAGUGCCUGGAGGCCAGCCACCUCGUCGCCGUGGUGGUAUUAGUGCUGAACCCGUUACUGAGGAAGAUGCUACUAGUUAUGUCAAAAAGGUAGUACCAAAAGACUAUAAAACAAUGGGUGCUCUUUCUCGUGCAAUUGCAUCGAAUGUAUUGUUCACACAUUUGGAUGAAUCUGAGCGUGCAGAUAUGUUUGAUGCCAUGUUCCCAGUACAAUGCCUCCCGGGAGAGACUGUCAUCCGACAAGGUGAUGAAGGAGAUAAUUUCUACAUUAUUGACUCUGGUGAAGUGGAAGUACUAGUAAACGGUGAACCAGUAACUACAAUAGGUGAGGGUGGUAGUUUUGGUGAAUUAGCGUUGAUCUACGGAACACCUCGUGCUGCCACAGUGCGUGCGCGUACUCCUCUCAAACUCUGGGGGCUAGAUCGUGAUUCUUAUCGCCGCAUAUUAAUGGGCUCAACAAUAAGAAAGCGCCGCAUGUAUGAUGAAUUCUUAUCACGCGUUUCUAUUCUAGAGAGUUUAGAAAAAUGGGAAAGGCUGACCGUCGCUGAUGCUUUGGAGCCAGUAUCUUUUAAUGAUGGUGAAACCAUUGUACGUCAAGGUGAACCCGGCAAUGAUUUUUACAUUAUAGUAGAAGGUUGCGCGGUGGUACUACAGCAACGCAGCGGGCAGGGCGAGGACUCGGCAGUGGAGGUGGGCCGACUGGGCCCGUCUGAUUACUUUGGCGAAAUCGCUCUAUUACUUGACAGGCCACGCGCCGCCACUGUCCGGGCGGCAGGGCCCCUUAAGUGCGUCAAACUCGACCGUGCAAGAUUCGAGAGAGUGCUGGGUCUUUGUGCAGACAUUUUGAAGCGGAAUAUUGCGCAAUAUAAUAGUUUUGUAUCACUAUCCGUCUAACAUCUACCCACAAAAGACAAGAGAAACGUUUGUCAAAUAGUAUUAGGCUGGACUUCAGUAUAUAAAAUGUGGGUGCUCUCAUUACAAUGGUGGAAUUGUUAUUGUUUUUAUAAAUUAAACUUAAUAUAAAUGUCUUUUUAUAUUUUAAUAACAUUCAGUGGUAAUUGGAAGAAUAUGAAAAGAUUUUUGUUAUUAUUGUGCAAGAGAUUUGUUAACACCAUUUUUAUGUUUAAAAUGCUUUUUUAUUUCCAUUAAUUGAAAAAGAAUUACAAUAUAGCCUAACUAAGAUUGAAAGUUUUCAAACUAUAUCUUUUCAAAAUUUCCGGAAUAAUCAGCAAGAGAUUAUUUUAAUACAAAUUUCUAUGGCAGCAGUUAAGAUUUCAAUACAAAUUUUCUAUGGCAAUGCUGAUAUAAUAGAAAUGUAAAUUUGUAUGCAAUUCACAUUCAAGGUACAAACAUUAUGAUUUCAGUAAUUUAUAAUACCUAUACUUAAUAAAUGAACGGUAAGUAUGCAGAUAUUUCGAGUUUAGAUUUCAACGAAUUGCAACAGAUAAACACGUAAAUAUAUUUAUUUCAGUGUUAUUAAGAACAGUGCUUAUGUAUUGCUAUUUAGAUUAGUAAAAUUUUAUAAAAAAAAAAAAACAUUAAAUUAUGUAAUCAAAUAAUAUCCUGUCGAUUACAUUUUUUUUUUUAUUAUAGACUCGUUUCGUUUUUUUUAAUGUAGUAUCAUAUGAAUAAAUUAUCUGGGUGGAAGUAACACUAACGUACUUUUGAGUGCACCGAUUCUGACUACCACUUCCCCUUCCUCGGUGUUGUCACUUAUACUUAUUUAAAAAAUAUAUAUUUUUGUCAUACAUAAAUGAUAAUAAGCGAUGCAUUAUCAUAUUGAUAAAGCAAUUCAUAAGAAAAAAAUUCUUAAGUGGUGACCUUGUAUAGUCAAACGUAGAUUAAGGCGACCCCCUACUAGUAGGUGUAACGACGAUAUAUACAAUUUAUCUACUUACAUAUGACAUGGAUAAAUUUGAGUAAUAUGCGGUUAAUACCUGACACCAUAUGGAUAUCGUAGAAUAUAACAUUCUUACUAAUAUUAUAAAUGUGAAAGUGAGUUUGUUUGUUUCAUAUAGGUUUUAUAUAGGUCGCUUUUUAUCCCUGUCAGAACACAUAUCUUGAUGACGAGGACAAAAUCACAAGUAAAGGGUUCUAAUGGAGUUCCUACAAUCAGAAUAUAAGUUAUUAAUAAUUAAAUUAAUAAAGAGAGUUAUAUAGUAAAACAGGUCAAAUAAAUAGUAACAAAAGUUAUUACUAUUAAAAACUUUUAAUUUAAUUUUAUCAAAUCACGUAAUUUUUUUACGAUUGCUAAGUAAACAAAUUAUCAAUAUUAAUAUUUAAAUGGGCACAAAAAGAAAAUAAAGUGCCGUCUUGUGACAUACUAUACCAAUUAAACAUGCUUUCUGAGUACAGCACUGAUUAAAGGAACUCAAUUCUUUCAUACAACUCGAGUUACGAACGCACUAUUAUUAUUGAAUUUGCGUAAGUGUUACUUCUACCUAGUUCUUAUUUUUACGCUAAUAGACUGAAUACCUAAUUUUGGUCAGGUUUUUAAUGGUCUUGGAUUUGUCACAUAACUCGCAAAUGGAAAUAUUUUAGAAAUGAAUCAAGCGUCAGUCCAGUUUAAAAAAUGAAAUGGAAUUUUAUAACAAUUUAUAGAAUCUUGUGAUUUUUGCUUUGUUUUUGGUAGUAAACAAAUUGAGGAUUUAAUAUCUGUAAUAUAAUCAGCGAUCCAGCGCUUCUUAAAAAAACUGCCAAAUAUGUAGAAUUUCCAGAUUGUGUUGUCUUAAUUUAGAAAUUAAUUUGUACAUUCUUAUGUAAUUUAUUAAUUAAUAAUAUAAUUUAUAACAAUAUACAAUAUUUUAAGAUUGUAUACCAAAAAAAAAAAAUCAAUUAUGACAAAACCAAUUAUUGUUUAUUUAAAAAUUAAUUAAUGCACCUAUUUUGAUAAAAUUUCCAUGGAACUAAUUUAUAACUAUCCAAAUAAAAAAAAAUCAAAUCAGUCUAAGUUAGAAGAACAAACAUAAAAAAUUGAAAACCUGCUUCUUUUUAAAGUCGGUUGAAAUUAAAGAUAUUUUUUAUUAUAAGAAUAAAGCAUUUUUUUCUUAAUUUGGCAUAAACAAUCAUUGUCACUAUCAAUUAUACCUCAUUUCCGUUUUUAAACGUGUGUGGAAUGGCGGUACGGAACUAACAUAAACAUGAACAAAAGCUGGUGUCAAUACAGCACUAGGAAAAUUGAUUUUAUUCUAUUUUAAAUAUCCGCGUCUUUUUCUCCAUAUUCAAUCCACUUCAAAAAAGAGGAGUUUCUUAAUUUAGUUUUAUUUAUUUAUGUUAGUUACCUCAUAACUUGGUCACUUAUAAAUCAAUUUUGGAAAUGCUUUUUUAUUUAAAAGUUUAAACUUUCAAAAUGGUCCCAUAAACAUUUCAUUAAAAAGUUUAAGUAGUUUGGUUUUGAAAUCAAAAUAACUUGUUUAUCCAUGACUGAAAUCCGGUUUUUUUUUUUUUGUUUUAUGGAACAAAAUCUAUCGACAUCCUCUUCCGUGUAACGUACUGCACAAUGACCAACUAAAAUAUCAUAAAUAAUAUUUUACUAAAUCUUUCUCCACUACUCGGAAAGAAUAAUAUGUAUUACCAUCUAGUUUUCUUAAUUUAUUUUUGAAAAGUUAAUU